GCCCUGAACUGGGAGCUUGCAUCCGCCAAGGUCAGCGUCUUUGCCACGCUGAGCGACGGCGCGGUUAUGGCAGUAUCCAGCGCGUCCACCGUCACCGCCAUGCAGCUAAGCGCCACCACAUCUGCCGCCACUGCCAACAUCACCAACGCAACCGCCACGGCAACCCCGCUCCCGCUGUCCUUCAGCCUACAGCCUCUGGUGGGAUUCUCGCCUCUGAACCUGCAAGUAAAUGCAUCCCUUGGCUCCUCCACGGCCUGCUGUGGGGCCUUACUGCAAGCUACCUGGAGUGUCUGCGGCCGUGGAGGGACUUCCUCUGCGUCCGGGGUGGCAUUGCCUGUUGCAUCAGGCUCAGGGACGGUUCGUGUGGCACUUCCCACGCCCACCCGCAUCGCCGCCCUGCUGCUCUCCGCGACCGCCAUCGCCAGCCCUGACAAUGGCGCUGCACUGCCGCCCAUCAGCGUCCCCACGCGAGCGGCGGUCCGUGUGCUGGUGGCCUUUGACGACGGGCAGCAGCGCGACAUGACCACGGAUGCACGGAUAGAGGUGUGGGUGUCGCAAGGCACCGACCUAUGCAGCGUGAUGCGAGGCUGCAAGCGCGCGCCACCUUCGCCGGCUUGGCCCCCUUCACCGCCUCCAACACCACCACCGUCAUCACUCUGAGCUCGCUGCAGGUGUAUGUGGUGGACGGCAGCCCUGCCGCGCCGCCCACCACCAACAGCAGCUCGCUGACCGGGCUGGCCUCGCCGGCAUUGCCGCUGCGUCUGUUCAAGUGCGACUUCAGCCACUACCUGCCAGCGAGUGUGUGGGUAAUGGGCGUGCUCAGCAGCUGCGGCUCCAGCUGCACCCUUCUGGACCUGAACGACCCGACUCAUACCUUCCUGCAGCUCUCAGACACCUCCGCGCUCUCACUGGUUCGCAACCCCGCCAACACCAGCCUCACCAACCUGCUGCUGCCGUCAAAGCCUGGCGCCAGCAUGCUGUCUGUCUCCUUUGGGGCCGCCUCCUCUUCUUCCUCCGCUGUUAUUCUGAGCAGCAGCUUCAAUGUCACGGUGGAGGAUACGUUCCAGUUCGGCUGGCCGCGCGUGGUAAACAUCGUAGACAAUGCCUUCACACUGACCGCUAACAUGACCUCAGCCGCCUUCAAGGUGACGUACCUGGUGCAGGCCGCCAGCAGCACUGCCACAACACCCACAGCAGCAGACGUAGAGAAAGCCGGCGUGGC
Astrephomene gubernaculifera is the source of this 1222-nucleotide messenger RNA. The record is from the annotation of a GenBank genome assembly. NCBI's taxonomy places the organism in Eukaryota, Viridiplantae, Chlorophyta, Chlorophyceae, Chlamydomonadales, Astrephomenaceae.